Molecule: messenger RNA, 597 nt
Organism: Elaeis guineensis (African oil palm)
Lineage: Eukaryota; Viridiplantae; Streptophyta; Magnoliopsida; Arecales; Arecaceae
Source: RefSeq, a predicted model, not a curated record
AUGGGUGCCGGAGGGGUGGGGGGUGAUGGCAACGGUGGCACGGAGAAGUCAUGGGCCGUGGAGGGUCGGAGGGGAGGGACGGUAGUGGUGGCACAGAGAAGCCAUGGGCCGCGGAGGGGCAGAGGGGGGGACGGUAGUGGUGGCACGGAGAAGCCAUGGGCCACGGAGGGGCGGAGGUUGGGGGUUAUAGCACGGAGAAGCCGUAGGUCACGAGUGACGGCAUCGAGGGUUGGGGGGGCAAGGGGUAGUGGUUGUAGUGGUGCGAAGAAGCUGUGGGGGGAGGGGGCGCGCAGGGUAGGGGAUGGACGCAGAGCAACCGUGGCUGCCGGGGGUGGGAUUGGGGGUGUAGAGCAGCCACGAUUGUCGAGGCUGGGGGGAGGAGGGUUGGGGGGUGCAGAGCGGCGGUGGAUGCUUCAGGGGCGCGGAACCAAAAGUGGAGGAGGUGUGGGCUACCAGGGGGGUUGGUGGUGCGGAGGAGGCAUGGGCCCUACGGGGGUGCACAGAGGAGUGGAGGAGGCCAGGGGUCAGGGAGGGAAGUGUGGAGGAGCUAUGGGUGGCGCUGGGGGCCGGGGAGGUUGGGGGGGUUGGGCACGAUGA